Molecule: messenger RNA, 2142 nt
Organism: Ostreobium quekettii
Lineage: Eukaryota; Viridiplantae; Chlorophyta; Ulvophyceae; Bryopsidales; Ostreobiaceae
Source: the annotation of a GenBank genome assembly
AUGGAUGGCGCCAGGCAGGACGCGGGCGCGGAGGUGGUGGAGGUGGCGGUGCCGGCGGGAUGCGCAUUGAGCUUCGAGUGGGGCCGGGGCGCGGAGAUCAAGACGGCCGCGCUGUCGUCGGCCGCGGCGGCGUUCGGCGGCGGGGGCGCCACGGCGACGGCCACGGUCAGCUGGGGUGCUCCAGAUGAGGACUGCCGAAAGUCCCUUGUAUCCUUGUCACAGCUGUACACUAAACUGAAGAGGAGCCUGCAGCCUGGAAUGGGGAGGCCCUCUGGAAAAGACAUCGACAGAUUCGUUGAAGAAUGCAUCCGGUAUGCCAGGGCACACCUUGACUCCAGCGCCCCCGAGCAACCUGGCGGGCACGACGAUGCUCGGACGGAGGUGGCAGCCUUGGAGCUCAUGGAGGUCAUCUUCACAACGUUUCACAGGCGAAAAGGCUUCUUUCCAUAUGCCUUGGUUGCAUGGUACACGCGACACUGUCGGCUCUUUGGUGGCAAGCCGCCAGGACUUCUGUCGAACGGCGACGUGAAGGGGACCCGAAGCAAGGGAGGCAACAGCGACGAGGAGGAUCGCGAAUUUUGGACGAGGUUUCUGCGGCUGGUGGCCCUGGGCCUGUGGACCCAGGCGAGGCAGCUGCUGUGUAGCCACCCGGCGUGGGAGACACAGGAUGCUGAGGACGCUGCCCUCACCAUCGUGAACAACAUCAUGCUGAGGCGGCCGUUCAUGUCGGGUUGCUCCCUGCUGGCGGGCGACUCGCUGUCCUUCGAGGUGGAGGGCUUGGAGGCGCUGGAGGCAGAACAUGGCAGGUGGCUGGGUGUGGUGGAGGAGGCGCUAAGAAACAAUCUGCCAGCCUGGCGCCACCAGCUGCCCGAUGUGUCGCUGUACUUGGAGCUCUUCCUCGAGCUCGUGUCAGGAAAGGACCACGCACUGAGGAGCUGCACUGACAGCUGGCACCAAUAUGUGGUGGCGAGCCUGCUGCAUCGAUACCCCUUCUUCGAUGCGGAUGGGCUGUGUGGUGUUGUGGACGCGUCGCAGAUCAUGAUGAAGGGCGGGGCGGCACGUUGGGAGUCGGAGACGUUUCUGGAAGAAUUCAUGAGGUGCGUGGGUGCCAACGAGGGCACAGCCGCCCUGAUGGCUGUCCUGUCCCCCAGAGCCCCCUUGGGCCCCUGGUGCCGUGUCCACCUGGGCACCCUGCUGGAGGCCCUCAUGGGCUGCAGGUGGGAGGCGGUGGAGGAUGCCCUGGGGCUGAGUGCGGCAGAGCAUGCCUGCCUGGAGUUCGCAUCCGGGCUGUGCCCGUCGACGGUGGCAGACCGCACAGCGAUGGUGUACCUGACGGAGUGCCCGGUCACAGGGAUGCGGGGCGCGGAGAGGGUCAUGGACUCAGCGAUGGUGAAGAUCGGCGACCCCGACAUCCCCACUGCUGUCAGCAUCUGCGAUCGGCUCGGCCUGGCCUGGAGCCGCCGCAACCUGUGCGCCUCGCUGGGCAUCAAGCAGCUGUGCGAGGGUCUGUAUGGCAGCGGCCUCCGGUGGCUUCUGGCGGGCGGCAACCGGCGGCUCGUGGAGUGGUUCAUGGACGGUGUAGCGGGGGAGGUGCAGGAGGUGCUGCGGGAGGGCGCCAAGCACUUUGACGUCGCCCUGGACCCCAUCCCCGAGCUCCUGACCCUCUCGCCUGCCUUCGAGGCCAUGGCUGCCGCCUUCCCCUCCCUCCCCCCCCUUGCCUUCCUCCACCGCUACGCCAAGUUCCAGGCCGCCCUCUCCGCCCUCUCCCACGCCCUGGCUGGGCCCCAGGCGCCCAACACUCUCGGUCCCCAAGGCCCGACCACACACGGGCAACAAGGUCCCAACACGAAUGGGACCCAGGGGCCCGACAUGGAAUCUCUGCGCGCCGCAGCCAAAUCGGCGAUCCUGGGAAUGUUGGAGCCGGGUGCGUGUCCCGAAGAUCUGCGGCUGGCGGUGCUGCACCGCGCAGUGCCGCUGCUGGAGGGCGACUGCGGCGUCUUCGGCGGGCAGGACGUCUGGGCGCUGCUGCGGGCAGUGCCGCGUGGGCCGGAGGGCCCGGGCGGCGCGCGCCUGCGGCGCGUGCUGCUGGGCUCCGUGGCCAGGAUGCACGCCGACGACAUGGGGGUGGCCGCGGCGAGGUAG